CUGGCCCCUCCAAGACUUUCACCCAUAAAGCGCUUUCACUCCAAUCACUGGCAGUCCUCCACUCAUUCAGCCACUACUUUUUGCCCUUUGGAGGGAGGGAGGCGAGGCAAAUCAAAUGGAUGGGUAGGCCUCUCUUAAGAUACUUGUGUUGUUCACCACGUAUUAUUAGUGGAAGUAUCUACAACACCAAUUCCCUACUUUACUGCACAACUGUCGCUAAUAUAAGUGGCACUAAAUCUAGUGACGAAUUUAUCAACCUCUGUUCCGAUGGAAACUUGAAAGAGGCAUUCCAAAGAUUUCGGACGGUGAUCUGGUCAGACCCACCUCUGUUUUCUCACCUCUUACAAGGAUGCAUUCUCUUGCAGUCUCUUUCCCUAGGCAAGCAGCUCCAUUCUUUGGUCAUUACCUCGGGUUGUUCUGCCGACAGGUUCAUAUCCAAUCAUCUCCUCAACCUGUACUCCAAAUGCGGAAAGUUACAGGCUGCAAUGGCAUUAUUCAAUGUGAUGCCGAGGAAGAACGUCAUGUCCUCAAACAUCUUGAUUGGUGGGUUUAUUCAAAAUGGUGAUUUAGAAAAUGCCUGCAAGGUGUUUGAAGAAAUGUCCGAAAGAAACCUCGCAACUUGGAAUGCUAUGAUUACUGGAUUUACCCAAUUUGAAUUCAAUGAAGAGGGGUUGGAUUUGUUCUCUCAGAUGCACAGAAUGGGACUCUUCCCCGAUGAAUUCACUCUCGGAAGUGUUCUUAGAGGUUGUGCAGGUUUGAGAGUGCUGAAUACUGGGCAGCAGAUCCAUGGCUAUGCUACAAAGUCUGCGUACGAGUGUAAUUUGGUUGUUGGGAGCUCUUUGGCUCAUAUGUACAUGAAAUGUGGAAGUAUGCAGGACGGGGAAAGAGUGUUCAAGGGGAUGCCUGUUCAUAAUGUUGUUGCUUGCAAUACCCUUAUUGCAGGAAGGGCUCAAAAUGGGUGCUCUGAGGGAGCUCUAAAUCACUUUAGUCUGAUGAGGAUGGCAGGAUUCAGACCAGACAAGGUUACCUUUGUUAGUGUUUUCAGUUCAUGUUCAGAAUUGGCCACUCUUGGGCAAGGCCAGCAGAUACAUGCUUUAGCUAUCAAAUCUGGGGCUGAUUCUGCAGUGUCUGUGUUAAGUUCACUGGUUAGCAUGUACUCAAGGUGCGGGUGUAUGGAAGACUCUUUAAGGGCUUUCUUGGAAUGUGAUGAGUCAGAUGUUGUUUUAUGGAGCUCAAUGAUUGCAGCUUUUGGGUUCCAUGGCCAGGGCCAAGAAGCGAUCCAGUUAUUCGAGCAGAUGGAGAAUGUAGGAUUGGAGCCGAAUGAUGUUACCUUUUUGAGCUUACUCUAUGCUUGUAGUCACAGUGGAUUGAAGGAAAACGGAACUAAAUUCUUUGAGUUGAUGGUGAAUAAGUAUAAAAUGAAGCCUAGGUUGGAGCACUAUACUUGUAUGGUUGAUCUCCUUGGGCGCUCUGGAUGUUUGGUGGAAGCAGAGGCUUUGAUCCGAUCAAUGCCUAUAAUACCAGAUGGAAUCAUCUGGAAUACUUUGUUGUCUGCCUGUAAAAUCCACAAAAACACAGACAUGGCAAGAAGGAUUGCCAAAGACGUGCUUAAGCUUGAGCCACAGGAUUCUGCUCCCUAUGUCUUGCUAUCAAACAUCCAUGCUUCUGCUAGGAGUUGGGGGGAUGUCUCAAAUGUGAGGAAAGCCAUGAGAGAGAGGCAAGUGAAGAAGGAGCCCGGAGUAAGUUGGUUGGAAGUGAAGAACCAAGUGCAUCAAUUCUGUACGGGUGAUCGAUCCCAUCCAAAAUGGAUGGAGAUUGAUGGCUAUCUAAAAGAACUGAUUUCAGAGAUGAAGGAACGAGGUUAUGUGCCAGAUACCGGCUCUGUUUUGCAUGACAUGGAGGUUGAAGAAAAGGAGUACAGCUUGGCUCACCACAGUGAGAAACUGGCAAUUGCUUUUGCUCUCUUGAGUACUCCUGCAGGUGCUCCAAUCAGAGUCAUGAAGAACUUGCGUGUCUGUAAUGAUUGCCAUAUGGCGAUCAAGUUCAUAUGUGUGAUCACUGCCCGGGAAAUUAUUAUUCGAGAUGCUAGUCGAUUUCACCACUUCAAAGAUGGGAAAUGUUCUUGUAGAGAUUAUUGGUGAGCAGGGGCUGAAUUGCUGACACCUUUUCUAGGUGUGGGUGGUGUUGAUUUUAUUUAUCUACACUUGAGUCCAUGUGAAUGUUCCUUCUCAUUCAUUUUUCUCUUACAAGUUACACUACAUGAAAAACGAUUUUGCUGAUGAA
Messenger RNA from Telopea speciosissima, 2283 nucleotides. RefSeq names its product pentatricopeptide repeat-containing protein At2g41080. NCBI's taxonomy places the organism in Eukaryota, Viridiplantae, Streptophyta, Magnoliopsida, Proteales, Proteaceae. The record is from RefSeq and is a predicted model, not a curated record. Gene Ontology annotation, molecular function: RNA binding; zinc ion binding; protein binding. Bases 120 to 2141 code for a protein of 673 amino acids. Gene Ontology annotation, biological process: RNA modification. The transcript is spliced from 2 exons.